GUUCCCCGGGGCCCGGCCCAAGCCCCCCCACACGCCCCUGCAGCAGCUGUCCGGGCCGCGGGCGAAUAAACCACAAAUGAGAAGAGUGGUGAAAGGAGUUGUCAAUUUCUGCUCCUAGGAGGAAAAUCACUGGUUUAUCAAUCACGAUACCUAUCAGAGUAUUCCAAAGAUGCUGCUAAAGUAGCUGUGGACAUCUCUCUCCUCCUCAGUCUGAUUCCUGAUUACUAUGGGCUGCAUAAAGUCAAAGCAAACUUUCCCUUUUCCAAACACAAUCUCAACUGAGAAGAGACAAGAAAAUGAGGAGAGAUUUCUAACUGAAAAGCCUUUGAUGGUUUCUGUCAGAACAGAGGUUGUGCAGGAUUCUUCUGCCAGGGUAGUGGUGUUGGAGUACGCCCAUCGUCUGUCCCAGGAAAUCAUGGAUGAAGCAGUGAAGCAGUGGGCGGCCAAUGACAGCAGGUAUGGGGACAUCCCAUACAUUGAGAGUGAGGCAGUGCCCUGAGGCUCCCUGGCUCACUCUAGAAUGGAUGACUCUGUGAAACUAUAGGUUUAAAUAGCAUACAUUGGUGCUAGUCCAAAUACAGAAGAAAGCAAAAACUGGUGUGAUUAACUACAUAGAACUCCAGCUGUAUGUAAAAUAUCUUUUAUGUUGGUACCAAAGUUGCUUUGAUGGGAGAGGAGGGUAUUUUAAAAAUGAAACAUCUGUUGUGAUCAGCACUAGGUCAAGAAUGUUUGUUUUCUGCUUUGUUUGCCUUGGAUUGUAGUCUGAUGUAGCUUAAAUGGCCGCAUGGGGUCUUGUAGCACUGAUGCAUUUUAUCUGGCUGCUCUCCUACAAUCAUGAGAUGGGCCUGUCACUCCAUGCAGCAUCGCCAAAGAACAAAAAACAUAACUGUUCAUGCCCGUUGUUUUUUAUGUAUGCUUUUAGCUCUACUAUCUAAUGAUGCCUGACUGUUGCACAGGCAAAGAUCAUCAAUAUGAAAGGGAAGGUUCCCAUAACAACACCACAUUUGGGGCUGGUUAGAGCAAGAAUGCCUCUUUUCCCACUCAUGGGCGGCUUUUGUUUGCUCCAGAAAUAGAUAGCUAAAGAGAACCUAUGUGCUUUUUAUCAUGAGAAAAUAGUGAUGCUUGAAUUUUUGAAGGAUUUCAAACACAUUAAAGAAAAGCCCUUAACUUUUCAAUGGCAGGGUUAAACUACCAUAUUCCUUAUGAUGCAUAUCCCACACCCCCAGGUCAUCAAAUCAUUUGGACACCCCAUGUAUAAUUCAAAUCCUAAAACGGUGGUAAACAUCAAAUCUUAAGGUGAUGGUAAAUGCUAAAAUCGAAUGAGCAGGUGGUUAUAUCACCCCCAGCUGGGGGGCACCAGUCUUGAUGUUGAAUUUGCAUUGUUUUCAAUGUCUGCCAAGGCAGACAGACUUCCUUCAUCUUCCCCCUAGAGCCCUGCCUAAUUGCUGUUCUAGCGGCUUCUGUUGAGUCUAGAAAUCAAGGAAAUUCCCAAAAGGAUUACGGUUGGCUAGUGUGAUAAAUGAGAUGUUAAGCCUUGAGAGCUUAAAUCUUUAAAAACAAACAAACAAAAAAACCCAUUAAGCUGUUUCCUCCUCACUACUUGCCUACAAAGCUAGCCUGGAUGUUUGCCAGGUGGGUCCAGUAAUUUGUUUUAGAGAAGGUAUGAGUUUAUCUUGUGGGGUGUGUUUGAUUAUAGCUGUCAGCAUAAAUGAACAUGUUUCUCUACUUAAAAGAGUAGAGUGUGGGGGACUUGGAGACCUAAGUUAUAGUAUCAUUAGCCUAAGCUGAUGUGGUAUUUUUGGGUUCCUUGCAACUGUUUCCUUCUGUCACUUUCACAGACCUGGCUCUGAAAACUAAAAUCCUGAUGAGUGAGCACCUUAUGGCAAAACCCUCGAAGACUUUUCCAAGGGAGCAGCUACCAAAAACUUAACAAGAAAACUUCAGAAUGAAUCAUUUAUUUGUAUGGUCAUACCCACGGAGUCUAAGCUGGAGCCAACUCCAGUGUUCGGAGUACUAGCUUGUUAGCAAGUUUAUUCCCUGUUCGGUUUCAUGGGGAUAGGGGAGGGAAUGGAGGGUCUCUUUAAGCACACGUUUUUCAGGUCAUUUGUUUAAAGCAUUGUAAUAAAAACUGGGUAUGAAUUCUAGGACUAACCAUACAGGAGUAGAUAAGGGCCAUGCUUUACUGCAAUCUAGCACUGAAAUGAGCCACCACAGACUUGCUGUUAGUGUUCCCACUGUUUCCAUUUCCCUCAUCCAAGUCUAAAGAGAAGGAAAGGGAGGAUAUAGCAUAUAAAUAACAAUAUAUGUAUCCUGCAUGGCAAAGCAGCCAGAAAAAAAAGAAAAAAGAUACCUCCACUCAGUUAAAAAAAUAUUACUUUCAACACAAGAGAACCCUACCUAGUGUAUUUCUUUAAAAAUGAGUGCUAAGUCACCUUUAUUAUUGAUAUCAUCUUGUGCAUUAAGUCCAGUUGCAUUUUGGACCCGUGAUCAAUAAAAAGUACACCACCGAGGCCCUUUUUUAAGGAAUGUAUGAUUCUUAACAUUCCAUUUUCCCUACUGUUAUAGCUAAAAUCAAGGGAAACGUAGAUGAUUCCUGUUCAUGGAAGGAGCUGAGGUUUGUGGGUCCGAUGCUAAAUGGAAUGUCCCUCAGCUCCAGCUGAUAACAAUAUUUCCAAUAAUGGUAAAUUCCUGGUGAAAAAAUGUAGAAAGUUAUACAUGCUUAAAGUCGGACCAAAGCCUCAGAGUUGCUGCUUUUAAUUAGUAUGUUAUAUAUAUCUGAAAUUCAGAACAUAUUUAGUUUUCAUACAUCAUUUCAUUUUCCCACAAUGCCCUUGAAAGUUGAAGAAUGUCAAGAAAUUGAUAAAAUUUGCUUUCUAGUUCUAGUCUAAGAAAUGGGUAAAAUAUACAUAUAUAUAUACACAUAUAUAUAUACACUCAUAUAUGCAUGUGUGUAUUUAUAUAGAUACAUAAAGAGAUAGCUAUAUGAAGACUGUGGCAACCAGACAAAGCUAUUUAAUGGCCUUUCACACUCAUAUACACAAUAUAAUCCCUCCCCACAGUAUUUAUAUCCAUCUGGACUUUGGGUCCACCUCUGUGAUCUCACAGUUUCCAAGACUAUUGCAUUUAUUUCAGUCCCCUGGUUUUGUGGUGGGCAAGUAAAGAAAAAAAAAAAAUUAGCAACUGGGAUGAUAAAUGAGCAACAGUUGGCAAUGCCUUUCCAAGACAAGAAUUAUCCAAAAAUCCAAUCCCUAUCCUUAGCCCUGAGCCGUAUUGCAGUACAGUGUGAGAGAGCUUCCUCCUAGGUGUUUUUCACAAUACAACAGGCAUGAACUGACCCAAUGGGGCUCUUCACAAGUAACUCCACAGGCCACAGGAUUUUAGAGCUCAUUCUAGGCCAACCUUCAUUUUCACAGAUGAAGAAAUUAAACCCAGGAAGAUGAAGUAAUUUGCCUAAGGACACACAGGUAUAAAGGAGGAGAGUCAGGAUUCAAAUCUUCAUGUUCUGACUAAAUACAGGGCUCUCUGUAUUUGACCAGAUUGCCUCUCCAAUAUUAUCUACAUGUUAUAUUUCAUGGGAGAGGGGUUAGGGAAGCUUCUCUGACAAAGCAGUUUUGAGAAACCUGAGAUCCAGAGGAAUCUGAGGUGUAUAAGGAAGGCUGUAUUGUCACUCAGUUAUUGUUUAUAUGCAACACACGUACUGCUGGUCUACCGCUGUUGGCCAGUAUGUGUUUGCAUGUGUACAUACACAAUUACCAACAGACAAUGCAACCUUAUUUAUGCACCUCAGAUUCCUCUGGUUCUCAAGGCCACUUUUUCAUAGAAGCUUCUCGAGGCCACCUCCUAUUAAAUAUAAAAUGGAUAAUAUGGCUGAGUUAUAAGAUGGACCAAUCAUCUCUGCAGCAGACUUGUCCUUUUACUCUAUUUGGUUUCUUUCAUACAUUCAUACUGGUCUGCUGUCCUUCAUUGGUUCUCCCAGGCAAUAUGGUGGGGGCAACAUUGAAUCUGGGGCCCGAGGACCCAUAUGUCAAUCCUGGCUCAUUACCCAAGUGACCUCAGGCAAGUCUCUUCACCUCUCUAGGCCUUGGUUCCCUCAUCUGUGAAGCAAACACCUUAGCCUAGAUGAUCUUUUCAAAGGCUCCUUCCAACUCUAGACCCCAUGAGGUCAGUCAGAGACAUGAUAGCAGACCAACAGCAACCCAUCCUAGAAGUCGGGCUCAUAUGUCCUUGGAGAAGGAAACAGACAUACAGGAGGAGGCAUGUGAGUUACUGACUGCUUCGAAGGAAGAGACAAUUCGGGCUUGGGCAUUGAUAUGUUACAAGGAAAACGGUGAUGAAACUAGAAGGGGAUGGGUGGGAAGGGGUGCAGAUGCUGCAGUCUGGCUGAAGAUGAGGCAGUUUUCUAUGCUGUCAGUGAAGGCAGUAAGUUUAGGGCACAGAAUAGCAUUUCUUUUCUUCCAUCUCCCAAGCCUGUGUCACUUAUAAUAUAAAUCUUCUAUUUCAUGAAACUUGGGUUUGGAAUGAACCCAUUCACUCAGAAAAAUCCAGGCAUGGCAGUGUAUGUCAAGGGAAGGCAGAGGCAUAUCAAGUUGAUAAAAACAACUUAAAUGACAGUCCUGGGAACAGCACAGUGCCCAAAGAAAUAUGGUAAUUCCUCACUUAUCCAACCCACCAUGUGUCUACAUAUUCAAUAUGCUCAUUUUCCCACCUUUCCUAUCACUUACCUAAGAUCUCAAGGUCCUCAAUUCUCAACUGCCUUAGCAUCUCUUUACAAACUGCCCCUGGUUCAUUAGCACUAAAAGCACAAUUUUGGAGGGGAGGAAAAGUGAAAGGGAGGCUAUGAUAUCUCCCCCAAAAGAACGCUGUAAGGAUAGUUAGUCAUAAAAGGCAUUACUGUUAUUUUUAAGUAGCAUGAAGAAUAAAUGAAGUAGCAUGAUCCUCCUAUCACAUGACACUAACAUUUUACUGGAAUUGGAUUUGAGACAAUGAAAUGUUACUAUAUAUAUUUUUUGUUUUUAGAAACUAGACAUGCCAGGGACACUUUAUAAAUGAGAUCUGCUAUCCAAAAAAAUCGGUUCCCACAUAAUUCUCUUUUCUCUCAUAAUUAAAUAGAAGCAAUACCAUUUGUCCUAGGCUGUAGUUGUGUGCCUGAGUAGGAACUGUGUUUACUCACAAGCACUGGCUGCUUUUUACCUUGUAAAACUCUUGUUUCGUUGGCAAGCUCCUUUGCUUCCCCAUUACUGAAGCAUACAUAUGAUAAGUAUAUUUUUACAAGUAUUUUUGUGAAAAUUUUCUUUGAAACUGUACAAUAAAAUUCAGUUGCCAUUAACUAGUUGCAAACUUUUAUUCAAUUAAAAUAAAUA
Molecule: messenger RNA, 5360 nt
Organism: Vombatus ursinus (common wombat)
Lineage: Eukaryota; Metazoa; Chordata; Mammalia; Diprotodontia; Vombatidae
Gene: AKAP19
Product: chromosome unknown C2orf88 homolog
Exons: 2
Coding region: 227-499 (90 amino acids)
Molecular function (GO): protein kinase A regulatory subunit binding
Source: RefSeq, a predicted model, not a curated record